AUGUUUCAAAAUUCUAACACUAAUAUCUCUAGUAAAAUAGAUCAAUUAGAAGAUGGCUCAUUAUUAAAAAUCAAUUUAGAAAUACUUAUAUGUCUAAUGAAUCAAUUAGAAUAUUUAAGAAAAGUGGCUCAUUUAUCAAAAAUUAAUUUAGAAACACCUUUAUUUCCAAAAGAUGGAAUAGAAGAAAAAAAUGGUUUAAUAAUGUUACCAAAAGAAUAUACAGUCCAGGAAAAUAAAGAACGCAAUUUUAAAAAAAUCACUUCAAAUAAAAAUAAUAAAGAAUCGAAUGAACAAUUAGAUGAUGAGCUAAAAAUAAUCAAAGAAUUAGAAGAAAUAAUCUAUGAAAUAGAUCACAAAAAACUAAAUCUAAAUUAUCAAUUAAGCAUUAUACAAGAAUCAAUAAUUGAACUUUAA
Racocetra persica is the source of this 414-nucleotide messenger RNA. The record is from the annotation of a GenBank genome assembly. Lineage: Eukaryota; Fungi; Glomeromycota; Glomeromycetes; Diversisporales; Gigasporaceae.